AACUCCAUAAUUGUUAUAAUCAUGUUGUAGUGUAAACAAACAGAGACAAAUUAUUUUUAAUUAAAUGUUAAAAUGGAACUUGUUUAUUCUAUUGACUUCAAAUCUUUUUCAAAGAAAACUGACUUUAGUUUUGAAGAAAAGAUUUGUUGCAGCUUAUCAUGUAGAAAUAUAGUGGCAUUUAGCAGAGCUAGAAAAGCAGAUAACGAUGGUGAUAAACUGGACAUCUUUUAUGAAGUGUGUGUUGUAGACUUGGACAAGCCAUGGCAGGAGUACCAGGUGACCACAUACAACUCAUCAGUGUCUUACAUGAGGUGGGACCCUGCAGGGACAACUCUGUUAGUUGUCAAUGCAGCCGGCAGGUUCAGCUUGUGGAAAAUGAAGAACUAUCUGAUCAACGUCUGGGAAGAAUCAGGGUUUGUGGACAUGGAAAAAGAAGAAAUUUUAGUGCUGGCAUGGCUUCAUAAUGGAUCACAGUGUCUUUUCAACCCUGAGGCUAGGGAAGUCAUUACUUACAGUGAGAAGUUUGUGAGGAACAAACUUUCCCCAUCAGUAACUCAGUUUGGGAAAAAACCUGUUGAUGGUUGGAUAGCAGUCACAUCCACUGGCAUGCUCAAUGUAGGUCUGAUUCCUGAAAAAGGUGGCCCUUUAAUAACCUCUAAAGCAUCCCUGGGCCAGUCCAAUACGCACAUAAUUCAAGCGGACAUCGCCUUCUUGCCUGACGCACAGAUCCUCAUAGCCACCAGUGAUGGCCAGCUCUCGUCAUCCAUACAUUGCUAUGUCGCAGCGGUCACGUUAAAAAACCACUUGUGUUCCAUACGAUGCAGUCCGUCUGCCAGUUUUUUCCUUAAAAAACAGCCAGGGUAUGAGAGUGGAGUACAAGAACCUCGGCUGACGAGAUUGAGCUUUUUGAGCAGAGAGAACAGUGAAGUGUUGCUGGCGUGCUGGGGGAAUUCCAAUUUUAGCUGUGUGGAGGUGUGGCACCUGAUUGAGCAGACUAUACCAUUAAACAGAAUGUUCCAGAACGCAGCAGUGACAGAAUUUGCAUACAAAACAAAGCGCUGGAUCCACAAGUCACAUUUCACACAAAAGUCUGCCCUCACUGAUAUAGCGAGACCAAAGCUACCCAUCAGUCGCUCAUUCAACAUGGAGUCUACCAAUUUUCUCUCCUACUUUGUCUGUACCUAUAGAGAUGGCACCAUUAAAGUGGUUCAUAGACAGAGUUAUCAGGUGAUUUACACAGCAUCAAUGGAUCAGCUGAUCAGCUUUAAGACCUUGAUACCAACAGAUCUGAAUAAUUCCGAACCACCAGAGAAGAGGACACGCAUGACCGCCCCGUACCUCAUCUCCGUGGUCCAGACCACCACAGGGUGUGGGCUGGUGGGGCUUGGGGAGGGGCGACUGUAUCUGUUCCGCAUGUUCAACUCCCGCGAUGGUUCGCUCCAGAUGCUGCCAGCCUUUGUUAUUUUAUUGCUGGAGUACACCAUGUUUGUUGGGCUGGAUGUGUGGGAUGUACUGCUGGCUGUCAGACAAGGUAUGAUAGAAGGUAUUGUAGACAAGCUGAACUCAAACUUCCAGAAACAGUCGUCAGCCGUACAGGAACUGCUACACCAGCGCCUGCUGCGCCUGAAGAUGGCGCUGUACUCCUGUCUUGGUGCAGGCAGCCAGAAAGCCGCAGAUUGUCGUGCUCUGAUUACCCUACAUGCCAUCGCUACAGUUCUUAAGUCCUGUCUCAGGCCAAAGUCUGUCACAGCCCAGGAUAAGGGUCCAGCAGAGAAGUUGACCCACCUGUGUUCAGUAUCACCAGAGAAAGACCUGGACCAAAUCAUCAAAUCUUUAGAUUUUGACGAGUUUUUUUUGGACUCGAUCAAGAAAACUAGCAGUGGUAACUCUAAAAUUGAAGUCUCACUACAGGCCUUACAGCCAUUUAUACAGUGGGUGACAGACUUUAUUUUACACUUGUUGGCAGCUGUAUCCAUGUAUCCGAAUCAUCCACAGUAUCCGGGAUCCACAAUAUUGAAAAAUCCACAGGUGCUGUGUACACUACGAGAACUUCUCAUCAUCAUCCGUAUCUGGGGCAAGCUGAACCCCGCCUGCCUGCCUGUGUUUUUGACCACAGUGGCCAUUGACCCACUGCUCUACCUGUUCCAGCUGGUCACUAAAGCCUGGAUCGCUGCUAGAGAUGGCAUGAGUAUAGAGUCCACUGACCAGACCUUUCUAGAUGAGUGCUGCAACUUGCCUAGUGAGAUGUUGCUGCCCAACUACAAGAAGACCUAUGGCGAGGAGAUGAACUGUUACCUGGCAUUCUCCCAACCUUUCCCCAUCAACUACCAGUUUGGUGUGGAGCCAGAUUUUUUGUUCAACCCGCGGUACCUGAACCGCGUGUUCCCCCUGGACCUGUGCCUGGACGCGGAGCAGAAGUUCGACUGUGUCAGGCAGAUACAGCUGGGGGUGCAGCCCCGGGAGCACCUGAGGGAAUGUGUCCGCUGCCACUCCCUCUCCCUCAAACGUAACCCCUCCACCACUAGGUCACCACUGCUCAAGGCCUGGGAGCUCAGGUUUGUCAAGUCCUGUUUGUGUGGAGGACAUUGGAAGGUGGUGCCACCUACAGGACCCAAGUGAUUUAGUCCUUUUUAUGUAGAGGACAUUGUAACUAGGUGCUACAUAUAUGACUCAAAUAAUUGUUAAAAUAGUGUCUGUAUUUAAGACAUUAUACAGUGGUGUCCUACAGGAGCCAUACAAUUAUUGUUUAUGUUGAGAACAAUGGAGUGUAGAGGACAUUGAAAGAAGGUGCCAGAACAGUUUUUUAAAGUUGUUCUUCUGUGAAGGAAACUACAACACUAAUGUGGUCCCACCUCAUUCAGAAACUCAGCCCAUAUAACGUUUUUUUAAAUAACACAUUGUGUUUGAAUUUUAAUGAACACAUUGUUUUGAAAUUUUAAUAAACACAUUGUGUUUAAAUUGCUGUCUUUUGUAACAAAAGAUAAUGGAAUAAAAUCAUUG
Messenger RNA from Physella acuta, 3000 nucleotides. RefSeq names its product mediator of RNA polymerase II transcription subunit 16. Gene Ontology annotation, cellular component: mediator complex. Gene Ontology annotation, biological process: positive regulation of DNA-templated transcription. Lineage: Eukaryota; Metazoa; Mollusca; Gastropoda; Physidae. The record is from RefSeq and is a predicted model, not a curated record.